Molecule: messenger RNA, 1239 nt
Organism: Capronia coronata CBS 617.96
Lineage: Eukaryota; Fungi; Ascomycota; Eurotiomycetes; Chaetothyriales; Herpotrichiellaceae
Exons: 5
Coding region: 1-1239 (412 amino acids)
Molecular function (GO): dipeptidase activity
Source: RefSeq, a predicted model, not a curated record
AUGGCCUCCACCAGCACAAGUGUUAAGGACAUGGUCGAUGAAUCUCUCAAGGGCCUUGCAAAAGAGCUACGGCAGGUCAAUCAUCAGAUCUGGUCAAAUCCCGAAACGGCCUUCAAAGAGCACAAGGCACACGACACGAUUUGCGACUUUCUCGAGAGCCAGGGGUUCGAAGUCACCCGCCACGCGUACGGGCUGGACACAAGCUUCGAAGCACGAAGCGGCCAAGGCGGCCGUCUCGUCAGUUUCAACGCCGAAUACGAUGCUCUACCCAACAUCGGGCAUGCCUGCGGCCACAACCUGAUCGCGACCAGCAGUCUGGCGGCGUUUCUGGCCUUGUCGUAUGCUUUGAAGAAGCUGAACGUGCCUGGAAGAGCGCAGCUGCUCGGCACCCCCGCCGAAGAAGGCGGAGGCGGCAAAGUGGAGCUCCUGAAAUCCGGAGCAUACAAGGAUGUGGGAGUCACGUUGAUGGCUCAUCCAGCAAGCAGCAAAUCUUCAGGCACGAUUGGCAAAGCUCUGGCUGGGAUCGGCGGAGUGCCCAUGCUAGCGAGAGAACGCAUGUUCUGCCAGUUCAAAGGCCGAAAUGCCCACGCCGGCGCCAAUCCAUGGGAUGGAAUCAACGCCCUCGAUGCGUUUGUCGCUUCCUACAACGGCAUUUCUAUGCUUCGACAACAGACGGUCGGGACCGAUCGCAUUCAUUGUGCCAUCACCGACGCGCCUAAGGCAGCGAACAUCAUUCCAGCCAGCACAAAGGCCAUCUUCUCCACGAGAGCCGACACCGUGGCCUCCCUGAAAGCCCUGUCGGCGAGAGUGGUCAAGUGUGUCCAGGCCGGUGCUUUGGCUACGGGUUGUGAAGUGGUCAUUGAGAGUGAACCAUAUUACGCAGAUGUCCUGCUGAACGAUGCUCUCUGCGGUCAAUGGAAAUCACAUAUGGCAGAAUACGGACAAGACGUCCUGGCGGUUGUACCGCAGAUGAUCACGGCUUCUAGUGACAUUGGAAACGUGAGCUACGAGAUGCCGACCCUCCAUGCCAACUUCAAUAUCCCUGCCCCGGAAGGCAUUUCACCACAUCAUGCAUCCUUCGCGAGUGCUGCGGGAACAGACGAGGCUCACGAUAUCGCUGUGAUGAUUGGCAAGUCUUUGGCGCUUGUCGGUUUGGAUGUGCUUACGGAUGAGACACUCUAUAAAGCCAUCACAGCGGAGUGGCAAGACAAGGUUCCUGGUCCGGUUUCUCACCUGUAG